Molecule: messenger RNA, 879 nt
Organism: Apis florea (little honeybee)
Lineage: Eukaryota; Metazoa; Arthropoda; Insecta; Hymenoptera; Apidae
Gene: mv
Product: lysosomal-trafficking regulator mauve
Molecular function (GO): protein binding
Source: RefSeq, a predicted model, not a curated record
AUAUGUUAAGCGGGGCAUCUGUAUUGGCGGCCGCUUUAGUAUCAUGGAAUGGUACAGAUGGGAUUGCAAGAUUAAAAUGUAAAAAGGAACAACCACCAAGGCCAUUAAUCAAAUCUUCGGGUCUCGAUCCAAUUACAAUUUUAGGAUCAGCACCAGAUUGUGGACAAUUGUGGAUAGGUCAUUUAUCUGGUAGAAUAACCGUGCACACAUACACAGUUAUAAUAAGCAAGAUUGAUUUCAAUUUAACGCCGGCAUCGAUUUUGCUAGCUCAUCAAAAUAGAAUAACAACAAUAUCUUUAUCUCGAGCAUUUAGUAUUGCUGUAACAGGUGACGCAAUUGGUGUUAUCGUUAUUUGGGAUUUAAAUAGUUUAACAUAUAUAAGAUCGAUAUCCUGUGAUCAAAAUUAUCCUAUUUCUUUACUAUCGAUUAGCGAAACUCUUGGAGAUAUAGCAGUUACUUACGAAGUUCCUAAGAUAAGUGAAAAUACGUCUUCCAAUGAAUCCGAAUUGAAAGUAUUUACAAUAAAUGCAAGAGCAGUUGGAUCAAUUUUAUCAAAAACAAAAAUAACAGCUGUUUGCUAUAGCAAUGCACCAGAAGGAGUUUCAGUGAAUGUUAUUGCAACAGGAUUAAAUAAUGGUGUAAUAAGAUUAUGGAGUAGUUGGGACUUAAAAUUAGUCAGAGAAAUUAUAAAUGGUAUGAAAGGAUGCGGAGCAAUAAUUGCAAUAGCAUGGGCUUUAGAUCAACAUCAUUUUUAUGCCGUAACAGAAGACUUCACAAUUCUCAUAUGGGAGGGAUCUAAACGUCUGAGUAAUGGUACACCAAAAUUUGUGAAUUUAACAUCACUUUAAUAUAAAUAAACUAAGUCAAAAUAUUUCUUAA